UACGAGGGAGUCUUCACCAGAGAUGUAAUCAACAGUUAAGAUUAGCCGCGCGCUGGCGCAGCCGGCCAGGCGGCCAGCCGGGCCUCUGCUCUCCGCGCGCCCCUCCAGGUGGAAGGAAGGCAGCUCCGCGGGCCGGCGCGCGGCUAAGGAGGGCGGCGCGGGCCCCACUAUUGUUUAACCGGGACUCAGCAAAGCCUCCCACCAGUUCGAACCCUACAGCGGGCUGCAAUUCCAGAAGCAGCGCGGCUACCAGCGCGUCUGCAUCUGGAGGCCAGAAUGCCCUCAGUGUGUGGGUCUGGGCCUUCCCCAGAGCCCGCCGCCCCAGGGCUCGGUGGGCCAAGAGGGCUUGCCACUCUCGGCCGCCGUGUUCCCGGGGAACAACCCCCUCCUCGCCCAGCAAGUUCCAGCUCGGCGCACGGGCCCUCCCUUUUCUCCCCCACCCGCUCCCGCGGGCCGCCCUCCCUCAAGCCUCCCCCUGCCCCUCGCGGCUCAACCCGGGACUGCCAGACAGCCCAGCGCGGUCGGACGAGCAGCUUUCCCGACUCGGCUCCGGGGCCCCUCCUGCUGCGCUCGCUCCGCCCGGCGACCUUCGGGCCUAGCUGCAAGCCUGCCUCCCAGAAACGGAAUCUGCCCGCUCUGACAGCUCGGUUGAAGGUGAUUGAUGAGUAUCUAGAGACCACAGCGCGCAUCAUAUAAUAUCUGCUGCGUAAUUGCUUUAAUUUACAGAUGAAAGUGCGAGUUCUCCGAUCCUGUUGGAUCGCAGCCGGCCACGUCCGAGCUGCUCGCAAAGAAAAUCAUCGGAAAUAAUGAAUAGACGCUCCAUGCAAAUUAUUCAGACAGCUUAGCGUCUGUAGCCGGGAGAGAUAUAUAAAGAACACGAGUCAAAUGACAU
This is a messenger RNA of Lagenorhynchus albirostris (white-beaked dolphin), 892 nucleotides long. RefSeq lists its product as uncharacterized. The record is from RefSeq and is a predicted model, not a curated record. Bases 277 to 696 code for a protein of 139 amino acids. NCBI's taxonomy places the organism in Eukaryota, Metazoa, Chordata, Mammalia, Artiodactyla, Delphinidae. The transcript has 2 exons.